Molecule: messenger RNA, 1152 nt
Organism: Punica granatum (pomegranate)
Lineage: Eukaryota; Viridiplantae; Streptophyta; Magnoliopsida; Myrtales; Lythraceae
Source: RefSeq, a predicted model, not a curated record
CAUAAAGAGGGCCGACCCGAUAUCACUCAUUCUACCUCCCUUCCCCCUGCCAUCUCAAGAGCCGCCCGCCGGAGUUAUAACAAUGGCCGCCAUGACAACCGCCGCCGCCGCCUCGUCAUUCAUCGGGACCCGCCUUCCGGCCACGGAGGCCGGGGUUGGGCGGGUGCAGGCCCGGUUCGGGUUCGGGGCCAAGAAGGUCGCGAGGAAGCCGGGGAAGCCGACCGGAGGAUCCGACCGGCCGCUGUGGUACCCCGGAGCGAAGGCCCCGGAGUGGCUCGACGGGAGCCUCGUCGGGGACUACGGGUUCGACCCGUUUGGGCUGGGGAAGCCGGCGGAGUACCUGCAGUUCGAUCUUGACUCGCUGGACCAGAACCUGGCCAAGAACGAGGCGGGACAGCUCAUCGGGACCCGGUUCGAGACCGGCGAAGUGAAGUCCACCCCGUUCCAGCCCUACGCCGAGGUUUUCGGGCUGCAGCGGUUCCGCGAGUGCGAGCUCAUCCACGGCCGCUGGGCCAUGCUGGCCACCCUCGGCGCUCUCACCGUUGAGGGGCUCACCGGUGUCACCUGGCAGGACGCUGGCAAGGUGGAGCUCGUCGAAGGAUCGUCGUACCUAGGGCAACCUCUCCCGUUCUCGAUCACGACGCUGAUAUGGAUCGAGGUGUUGGUGAUCGGGUACAUCGAGUUCCAAAGGAACGCUGAGCUUGACCCCGAGAAGAGGCUGUACCCGGGCGGCAAGUUCUUUGACCCGCUGGGGCUGGCGGCGGACCCCGAGAAGAAGGCCACCCUCCAGCUGGCCGAGAUCAAGCACGCCCGCCUCGCCAUGGUGGCAUUCCUCGGGUUCGCAGUCCAGGCGGCCGCCACUGGGAAGGGCCCGCUCAACAACUGGGCCACCCACCUGAGCGACCCCCUCCACACUACCAUCUUCGACACCUUCAGCUCCUAAAUUAUUCGAUAUUGAGAGGAGACAGUUAAAUGUAGAAACGUGGUUGUGGAUGUCGGAGCUGUGCCCUUGUAAAGAUCAUUUGUAAGAGUGUUAACACUUGAAGUAGAGUAAUGUCCCAUGUUUGUGCAAGCUGCCAUGUUGGUUACCUUAACAGGUCCCAAAAAAGAAUUUUUAUCUACUACUUCAAGGGAAGGAAUUAGACCGGAAAA